Elaeis guineensis (African oil palm) is the source of this 837-nucleotide messenger RNA. Lineage: Eukaryota; Viridiplantae; Streptophyta; Magnoliopsida; Arecales; Arecaceae. The record is from RefSeq and is a predicted model, not a curated record.
UACUUGAUUUUCACCGACUCGGUUUCCAGGAGGAAGCCGGUCAAGCGCUGCAAAAGGGGUACAGCAAGCGAUCCGAUAUUCCGAUCCCACUGCCAUGGAAUCGAGCAAGACCAGGCCCCGGUCCUUCGAGAUCCACAUGGUGACGGCCGCCGACUCCCCGGCGUUCUCCCUCCUCCGCUGGGCUCUCCACCGCACCCCCGUCGUCGGCCUCGACGCGGAGUGGAAGCCCUCACGGAAGAACCACCACCAAUACGGCGAGCGCGACGGCGGUGGCGGUGGAGCCACCUCCGCGCCCGGCCAUAUGCCGUCCUUUCCUAGCGUUUCCCUGCUUCAGAUCGCCUGCCGGGUCCGCCGCGAGCCGUCGGAUCCGGCGGUCGGCGAGUCGCCCGUGUUCUUGGUGGACCUGCUCUCCGUCCCGCUCCCCGCCCUUUACGAGUUGCUCAAGGAAAUGUUCGUGGAUCCGUCGGUGCUGAAGCUCGGGUUCAAGUUCAAGCAGGACCUCGUCUACCUCUCCUCCACCUUCUCCUCCCAAGGCUGCCAUCCCGGCUUCGACAGAGUCCUCACUCUUUCUCUUUCUCUCUGUUUUAGCUAUUUUUUUGAAGUUUUAUAUGAAUUUUGAAUGUGAAUAUUGGUAAAAAUUUGCAACUUAAGGUUGCCCAAUAUGGGAAUCACGAGGCAGUUCAGAAAUUCCUGGCCAAUCUAGAACAAAAAUAUUAACAUUUUGGUGUAGCCAAAAUAGGUACGUUUCACAUUCUUUGGGGCAUAAGUUUGUUGACUAAGUGGAAUAUUGGGACUCCUAUCAAUAGCAUAAGUUUGGUGAGAUCUUGCAUUUCCAUG